This is a messenger RNA of Paramecium octaurelia, 852 nucleotides long. The record is from the annotation of a GenBank genome assembly. Lineage: Eukaryota; Ciliophora; Oligohymenophorea; Peniculida; Parameciidae.
AUGGCAGUGCCAACAUAAGUGUAUAAUUUAGGGAAUGCUUGCAAAAGGUUUCUGUUCUCGGCAGAGGUGAUUGGGAUGCUCACACUCACAAUAUUUGAAAACGAAUUGACACUCUUUAUUGGAAUUCGGUUGUUGAUAGAGACAAUCGCGGCUGGAUAUUUUUAUCUUCAGUGUAGUGAUUCAGCAGGAGAGCCAGUGGUAGAAUAGGAGGAUCACGAAUUAUCUUAAUUGUCAUUUUCUAGUUUGAGGGGAGAUUAUGAAUAAUUUGAAUCUUAAACACCUGAUAGAAAUGAAUGUUAGGAGUGUAAAAUCAUUCAAUCUUACAGAACAAAGCAUUGUUCUAAGUGCUAGAAAUGCAUACCUAAAUACGAUCAUCAUUGUUUUUGGAUUGGGGGAUGUGUGGGUGAAUUGAAUCAUCGAAUGUAUUGGUUGUUCUUGUUCUUUCAAUGUUUGCUCUGUUUUGAUGGAUUAUGUUAGUUUAAGAAGCAAUUUCCUUACUAUUCAACUUAUGAUGAAGAAUUCGGACACGAUGAAUACGAAUAUUAAUACUUUAUUAUAUUGUUAACUGCAGCAACAUCCUUCGGAUUUGGAAUUUUCACAGGGGCUUUGCUUUUAUAUCACACCAUGUUGAUAUUGACUGGUAAAACUACUUGGGAACACACAAAGAGAGAUAAGAUUUCAUACCUGAAUUUUUAUCCUAGAUAUUAUCAUCCUUAUAAUUUUGGAUUCAUAGAAAAUAUCAAAAUAACAUUUUUUCAUAAAGGCCUUCAAUCUCAUUGGAUACCACCGCCAAAGGAUCAAAUCAAAGAAUAGUGCAAUAUUUUUGAUAAUAAAUAUUACUCCUGUUGUUGA